CAGGCGGCCCUCGGGCUGCCGCCGCCCCCGCAGCUGCGGGCGCCCGCGGCGCCGCGCCAGCAGCCCGUGCGGGAGCUGCCGUGGAAGGGGCAGACCGUGCGCCUGUUCGGGGUGGCGACCUACACCGCCUCGGUCGGCUGCGACGAGGUCUUCCGGGAGCUGGAGGACUUCCGCCCAGGCAUCGUUCUGAUGGAGAGCUUCGACGUCGGAGAAGACAUCGAGGUCGAGCCGGGCGACCCCCUGCCCUACCGGCCGCUGCUGGGCAGCGGCCUGGGCGCCGCCCUCCGCGACGUGGGCGACAGGGAGUUCAGGAGGGCGUGGUCCACCGAGGCCGUGGCCGUGCUAGCCGCCCUGCGCGUCGGCGCCGAGAUUCGCCUGUGCGACCGCCUCCACGUCGCGUCCUUCGACCGGCUCAUCGCUCACCACGGCCUGGACGAGCUCAAGCUGCGGCUGCUGCAGGCCACGGAGGCAAUCGCCAGCUUCGUGGAGCAGCAGGUGUCGCGCGAGGCCGCCGAGGCGCGCAAGGCCAAGAGGAAGCCCAAGCCGGUCGGCUUCUCGGACUUGCCGCAG
Molecule: messenger RNA, 570 nt
Organism: Prorocentrum cordatum
Lineage: Eukaryota; Dinophyceae; Prorocentrales; Prorocentraceae
Source: the annotation of a GenBank genome assembly